CCACCCUGGGCGGCCGCCCCGCCCCGCGCGGCCUGGGCGCCUGUCCGCCCGUCCAUCCGUCCGUCUGUCCCUCGGUGUGGCGACCGGUCUAGGGCGCAGGACCGGGAGGCCGGGGUGGGGACCGGGGAGGCUCCGUCCGCGACGCCCCCAGCCGCAGGCCAAUCCGAGGCGGCAGGCGGGGCGGCUGCGCGGCGGCGCGGGCGCGGCCCGGGAUAAGAGGCCAGGGGAGCCUACCUGGGCCGCGGGCGGGGCGCGGGGCGGCGCGGAGUGGACGGGACGCGCGGCGGUCUGCGGCAUGUCGGUCAGCAGGAAGAGCUGGGCCGCUCUGUCCAGCCUGACCCGGCAGUGGACCCUGGAGGACGAGGAGGAACAGGAGCGAGAACGCCGGCGGCGACACCGGAACCUGAGCUUUGCCGCGGAUGAUGAGGACCCGCCGGCCCCUGAGAGACUGCUGAGCGAGGAGGAAGCAGAGGGGCCCCAGCCACCAGCCCCAGACCCCAGAGAUGAGGAGGAUGUCCGGGCCGUCCUGAGGACGCGGCAGGAACGGAGGCAGAGGCGCCGGGAGGCCCCCCUCUCGGAGCUGCGGGAGGCCCCCGUCUCGGAGCCGCGGGAGGCCAGGCAUCCACCCCCGGCCCCCGAGGAGCGGGUGCAGUCGCCAUCUGGCCGGAGACUGAGCCCGCAGCGCGGCUCCACGGAUGAGGGGGGCCUGGCAGGCAGGGAGCCUGCGGGCUCCGAGAAGCCGCCUGCUGCAGGGAAGACACUUCAGCUGGAAGUGAGCCUGGAUCCUGAGACCCCCAGCCCCAGUAAAUGCUCCGUGUCCCAGAAGAUUGCUGUGCUGGAUGAGAGAGCCUUCUCAGGAAAGAGGGUGGUUCCAGACAAAGCCAGUGUCUCGGAGAAGAGACUGGUAUCUGAGAAAGCCACUGUCUUCGAGAAGACGCUGGCCCCCCAGACACAGCUGGCCCCAGGCAGGGCCAUGGCCCCAGCGCAGCCCCAGGCCCGGGAGCACCCAGCCUCAGUGGAGCGCCCGCCCAGCCCCAGGGGGCAGCGGGGUGCUGGGGGCGCUGGGCCUGAGAAGGAGCCUGAGUCCUCGGCGGGGCCUCUGCCCCGGGCUGGCAGCCUCCCGCCUGUCACUCUGCAGGUGAGGACCCCCAGCAUGGAGGCUGAGGCAGAGCCCCCCUCGCCGACACAGGCCUCGCCCACCUUCAGCAGCGCCCUGCAGCGCUCCAGCCCCCGUACCAUCUCCUUCAGGAUGAGCCCCCGGAGAGACAGCUCAGAGGUGGCCUUAACCCGCAGCGCCAGCGUGAGGAUCCCGGCUAGCUCAGUCAAAUUAGGCCCGAAGCUGGAGCGAUACCACUCAGCCAUACAGAGAUCAGGGUCUGUCAAGAGUUCAAGCCCGUCCCGCACCGAGUUCCUCGUGGCUCCUGUGGAUGUCGCCAGCAAGCGCCACCUCUUCGAGAAAGAGCUGGUGGGCCAGAGCCGAGAGGGCCCAGCCUCCAGCCGCAAGGAGAACUUGCAGCUCUCAGGGGUGGUGACGUCACGGCUCAACCUGUGGAUCAGCAGGACCCAGGAGUCAACACAGCAGGGCCCGCAGAACCAGGAGACGCAGAGAGAGUCAGCAGCUGGCAGGAGGCCCCAGUGGAGGAAGAAACCAGAGCCCCCGCUGGGUGCCGAGGUGUGAGAAGCCAGCCUCAGGCCAGCAGCUGUGCCGGCCACCUCUCCCGCCCGCGUUCUGCCUUGGACCCGGGAGGACGCUGGCUGGCAUCUUCCCCACAGCCCUGUGGGUGCAGGCGUGCCCCGCGCCUUGUCUGGCUGCGGGCACUGCGCGUCUGCACAGCCUCGCCACCCUGUCCACAUGGGUCCUCCUCCUCCGGGGCCGUCGGGUGGCACCGGUGUCUCCGUGCGCCUCUCCUGGCGCCCCCGCCGUCCUUGCACUGCCUGCCGGGCUGGAGGAGCCGCGCUGACCCCUCCCAGGCCCUGCCUUGCUCCCCUUCACGCCCUGCCUGCUGCCCUGGCCAAGCCGUCCUGUGCGCCCUCCCCACUCUCAGGAAAAGGUUGAUAAACUCAUUCACUCUCAGGUGUGACCAGUGA
Capra hircus (goat) is the source of this 2088-nucleotide messenger RNA. RefSeq names its product ladinin 1 (gene LAD1). The transcript has 10 exons. Bases 296 to 1678 code for a protein of 460 amino acids. NCBI's taxonomy places the organism in Eukaryota, Metazoa, Chordata, Mammalia, Artiodactyla, Bovidae. The record is from RefSeq and is a predicted model, not a curated record. Gene Ontology annotation, molecular function: structural molecule activity.